This is a messenger RNA of Cuscuta epithymum, 3076 nucleotides long. The record is from the annotation of a GenBank genome assembly. Lineage: Eukaryota; Viridiplantae; Streptophyta; Magnoliopsida; Solanales; Convolvulaceae.
AGAAAACCAAAUCUUGAAAGAAAGAAAAAGAGCAGGAAAUAGAAAGGAAAAUGGAAUCAAGAUCAUAAGGAGGGGUAACGGAGGUUGGUCAGAUAAUUGAAAAAACGAGACGGAGGGAUCAAAUCUAAUGGACAACAAAGAGUUCCAGUUUACGAAGUUCAACCAAUCCCAGGUCUCCCUCGCUCAACUCAAAUAAACAUAUUCGGCAUUCUUCAGGCGAGUGGCGAACUAAUUUUGUAUGUAUAAUAAUGCACGCCCACUAACACAGGCAUUCUAUCAGAUUGAAUGGGUAACUUCAGUGUAUUUUCAGUCAGUGCGGGUGUAUUCUAUCUCUUAAACAUGUUAGUUGGUCUUUGCCAGAUAUGUUCCUUAAGGUUAAAAAAAAUCUAAUUCUGGGUUUCUGUUUUUCUUUCAAGUCAUUCUGAUCACCACUGAUUAUUGAACUAUCCAGCCCUAUUUCUUGAAUUACUUAGCUUUUAAGUAAGCUUGAUUUCUUAGAGGUUGAUCAGAGGUCAAAGCUCUCAAGCUUAAUUUUUUCGGAACAUAUUUGAAAGAAAGGGCUGAAAUGCUAAUAUCAGCAGAAAGCUCUCAACUUUUAAGCCCUGGAUUAGUUAAAAAUUGUGUUCAUGUUUUUCUUAUUAUAUGUUGCAUUUUUUGCUUUGUCUAAUUUAGUUAUCCUUUAGCAAUCUUCUAGAGGAGAUUAUUUUAUUUCUUUUCUUCAGUUGUCUUUUAAAGAUGUGUGAAUUUGUAGUUUACCGGAUUCCCCUUUCCAGAAAUAGGAUCGGUUAUUUUUCUCCAGAUUAUUUUUCAGUUUCAGGCAUUACAAACUAGUAUGCCAACAAAUGUGAAGAGAGAGAUAUUCAUACAUAUGUAGGGAAACCCAUUCUAACAACAAAAGCAUAAAAACGUCAUACAUGACGAAGCUGCAAUUGCAUACAAUCCAAUAUGUGAAAAGAUUGGUUGAUAUGUAUUGAAGAAGAUGGUUAUUGAAAACCUGCAUGAAGAGAAGGGAAAAUGCGCUUCCAUGGGAACAAAACUUCGGGGAACAACGUCGAAUAAAACUCGACUGCCCCAACAAAAGUCUGCAUUGACUGGCAAAAUACGGAAGUUUCAGUUAGUUGAAUGCAAGAAACGUGAGAAAACUGAGGACAUUGCCACUGGAUCUGGUAGACUAAAGAAAAGGAAAAGGGCAAAGAGAAGGAAGCAAAAUGCAGAGCAUGAUGAAGUUUCUCGUUUGCAAAGACGGACUAGGUACCUCUUAAUAAAAAUGAAACUGGAGCAGAACCUUAUUGAUGCUUAUUCCACAGAAGGUUGGAAGGGCCACAGUCGGGAAAAAAUUAAGCCUGAAAAAGAACUUGAGAGGGCAAAGUUGCAAAUACUGAAGUGUAAGCUUGAGAUAAGGGAAGCAGUUCGCCAACUGGAUUUGCUGAGGUUACCAGGGCACAUUGCUAAUGAAGUCAUUGCUCCUGAUGGUUCUGUCCACCAUGAACAUAUAAUAUGUGCAAAAUGUAAAUUGCGUGAUGCUUUCCCUGAUAAUGAUAUCAUACUUUGUGAUGGACCAUGUAACUGCGCUUUCCAUCAAAAAUGUCUUGAUCCUCCACUAUCAACAGAAAACAUUCCUCCAGAAGAUGAGGGAUGGUUUUGCAAUUUGUGCAAGAUCAGGAUGGAAAUUAUUGAAGCUACCAAUGCUCAUCUUGGCACCCAUUUUGCUAUGGACAGUAAUUGGGAGGAUAUCUUCAAGGAAGAAGCUGCUUUGCCCAAGGAUGAUGGGAAUUCAUCCCUUUACCCUGAACAUGAAUGGCCAUCUGAUGACUCAGAAGAUGAUGACUAUGACCCUGAAAAGAUUGAGAAUAGCAGCAGCAAGAGUACUAAUAACCACGAAUCUGGUGUUUCGGAUGAUGGAGGGAGUUCAAGCAGUUUGGGCUCACUUGAGGACGAGCCAUUAUGUGGAAGGCAACAGAAAAGAAUCAGAUUUAGAAACCAAUCUGCUGAAGUCAUGGGUAGGCUUGAUUCCAAUGAGAUGACUGAUUGUGAGGUCAUAAACAUCCCUAGACAGAGAACAACUGUUGAUUAUAUAAAGCUAAAUGAUGAAUUAUUUGGUAAGAAUCCUCCUGUCAAUGAACAAAACAGUGAAGAUGAAGAUUGGGGCCCGAAAAGAAAGCAUAAGAAAAGGGAGUUUGAAUCCGACGCAGCAAACACUCUUAUGACUCUCUGUGAAAAUGAGAAUGAAAGUAGAUCUCCCAAAGUAGCAAAACAAUUAAGCAAAACAACUGAACGAUCUAUAUUCAGAAUUCCUCUUAAUGCAGUUGAGAAGCUUCGCCUUGUGUUUGCUGAAAAUGAACUUCCAUCUAGAGCACAAAAGCAAAACCUUUCAAAGCAGUUAGGUCUUGACUCUGAAAAGGUGAACAAGUGGUUUAAGAAUGCUCGUUAUUUUGCAUUGAAAGGUAGGAAGUCCGAGAAAGCAAAUCCAAGUAAAGUUGUUAGUCCUAUAGCGUCAGAGGAAUGUCCUGCAAAUACAGGGAAAGGCAAAACUACAAAGAAAUUUGCCUCACAAGGUGUGAAUGCUGAAAUUACAGUUCAAGUGCCAAAGAAUCUGAAAAGAACCCAUAGGAGAAAUAGUGCAAACAUGCUCAUUUGCAAAUCAAAGAGAGGGCAGCUAAGAAAAGCAUUACAGCAUCAAGAAGGAAACUGCAAGGCAACGGUAUAUUAUGGUGAAGAUCCCCUUAAACUUCCGAGAGAGCUCGUGAAGGCCAAAAGAGGACUAUGUUGCCAGAGAAAAGAUGGAGAGCUGGAAGCUGAAGCUGAAAUGGAAAGGCUCUAUAAAAUCAAGGAGAAGGUGGAAAGGCUGCAACAGCUAGUUCUAUCUGGAAUUCAUAGUGUUAACAUAACAGAAUCAAGUCCUCCUUCAUUUAUGUAUGUACCUGUUGCAGAGCUAAAAGUGAAAACAUAAAAAACACUCUAUAAUAUUCAAGGGAUAAUUCCCUUUUGAUAUAAAAAAAAGUUUAGAUCUCCCCAUUUGGUAUAGAUUCCCAUAUAAUUUUAUUAUAUACAUCACUCGCAAAUCUAUUUUCCCAAG